AUGGAUCUUUUCUUAAAUAUAACAACAAUAUAUCACGUCAUGACAACCCGUAAUAAAGAAGAACUCGGAUACCAGUUAAGUAUUGAAUACGAACCAAGAUCUGGAGAGCCAAAGAACCGCAAAGAAGAUGUUAACACAAUUAUCAGUAAAACUAAGUCUAAUCUCAAGGAAAUAUUUACUUUUACAAAUGCGACCCCGUUUCGAAACGUAGUUGGAACGAAUUUCGUAUGUCAUUUAUGUCCUAUAGAAUUCACAGAUUCCGGUGAAUUAAAAAAGCACACGUUGGAAGAGCACAUUCGACAUUCUGAUGCUGAACAAUUCGAUGAGGUCAUCAAUGAAAUAUUCAACGGAAAAUUUAUUCCCACCAUAAAGCUGGACAUUACUUCUCUAACUUGCAAAUGCGAUGCCACUAUUAACAGCUUAGAAGACCUUUUCCAACAUUUAAUAGAAGAACAUAAGCGCGUUAUAAACACUGGUAUAAAAAAUAUUCUAAUUCCUUUCAAAUUCGAAACGGAGCAGUGGAGAUGCUGCGUGUGUGUUAGGGAAUUCGGUACAUUUAAAACGUUAUUGGAACAUAUGAACAGCCAUAUCAGUAACUAUAUGUGCGAAUUAUGUAAUUCAACAUUCAUAACGCAGGAAAGACUGAAAAUUCAUAUGAAGUUCAGCCACGAGUUGGGAACGUUCAAAUGCAAUUUCUGUCCAAAAGUGUUUAGCACAAAACUAAAGGUCUAUUACCACGAGAGGGGAGUACACACGAAGAAGAACAAAAUAAAGAACUGUGAACACUGCGAUGAGCAAUUCGAGACGCUGUGGGAGAGACAGAAGCACCAAUUCAAAGAGCACGGCAUUGCUGUACCAAAGUUGACGAAAGUUAAAUGUAACGUUUGCGAUCGUGAAUUUUCCGACCAGAGCGCUAAUAAUUUACACUUUAGGAGAUGCCAUCUGUUGGAGAAGAAUCAUAAGUGCCAAUACUGUGAUAUGAGGUUCUUUGACACGUCCAGUCUACGGAAACACGUUUAUAAGCACACGGGGGAGAAGAAUUUUCACUGUCAGGUGUGUUCGAAGUCGUUUUCGUUGAAGAAUACGUUGACGGAACAUAUGCGAAUUCACGAUAACGAUAGACGAUACAAAUGUGAGCACUGUGGUCAGACGUUCGUGCAACGGUGCAGUUGGCGUGGGCAUAUGCGGACAAAACAUGGUCAUCAUAUUUGA
This is a messenger RNA of Pieris macdunnoughi, 1212 nucleotides long. The record is from the annotation of a GenBank genome assembly. Lineage: Eukaryota; Metazoa; Arthropoda; Insecta; Lepidoptera; Pieridae.